AGGCCAUUAUACACUUCUGCACAAAUGAACUCAGCCAAUCAACACAUUUUCUUUAGAGAUUCAUCUUUUCUAAAUAAUAAAUGAAUUCAAGAACGACAGCGUACAAAAAAAUAUGAAAUUCAAGACAUGUUACAUAUGCAUUCAUUUCAGUAUAAAGGGGGAUAUACAGUAUGUGUGUGCAACAUGUGCAACAAAACAGUUUGCUGCACCUGCUGAAGGCCUUGGAUCAACCUUGAAUGAAUCUUUCAUUACUUUAUACCAUAGUGGUUAUACACCCACUCUCUGUAUACAUUGCUGUUUUUAUAGAACUUAUUCCUCAUAAAAAAAAAUCUGUUCAGUCAUUUUGACCACAUACAUACAUAUAACAUCUAUUCACAUAUAACAUUGUAGAGCUUGUCUUAUAAAUACAUAUUUUGUGUUUCUAACUGGUCAUAAUUUAAGUUACAGAAACUUUUUUUCUUUUAUAUUGAUUUUUAAAAAACCUGUAAAUCAAUUUAGGAAAGAUAGCAACUUCCAAUCUUGUGUUUUGAAUUUUGAUGGUGGGGUCACCCUUUUGUUAUUUGUUUACAUGUGGGUUAGCCAUGUGCCUUUAGUUACUUUAAGUGUAUGAUUACCUAAGUGUGAUGCAAGAGCUUAUUUUUGCAGUAUUGCAACACAGUUCACUGAUAUUGUUGAGGUAUGUAAGUGGUUUGUUUGUUGCUCAUUUGUGUAUCUUCAAUCACCAAAUCUAUUAAAGACUUUCAUUAUGUAUAUUUAGAAUAUCAACCACAUGACAUUUGUGUUUCCAGGUUUGGAAAAAAAUAUCUAGUUGCAUUGUGUGAAACGUAAUUAUUGUGGGUAAAAAAAAAAAGUUAAUGGUGUGGUGUAUUUUUUCACACAGAUCUGAGGAUGGAGUUCAUCAGCUCCAGAUUGCCUUCGGGCAGUUUUGCAAAAAAACAAAACAAUGAAAUGUCUGAACAGCUGGCGACUCAUAGCUCACCGCCUGGCGCCCCACAGCUCUCCAGGCUGAUAAGUGCUGUGAAAGAGGUAGAGAAGGGAUAUUCAUUCAGGGCUGAGACAUCGCCAUAACCUGGGCAGCCAAGAGAGCUGUAAAGUUAAAUUAAAGAAACACCGUCCCGGUGAUCUAGAGCAUUAAUAAUAACUCUGUUAAUGUUAUACAGCUUUAUGCGCCCUGGUGAGAUCAGGCGCACAACAGAAGGUGAGCGCACAUGGAACAACAUUUGUCCGUUUGAGGAGAAAAAAAAAAGUGGAAAAGUUAACCCAGCGACAGAAGAAUACCGGGACAAUGUCUAAUUCACGGAGGUCUUCUGGUGUGCCAAGAGGAAACCGACCACCGGAUUUGGAGCUGUCGCAAACCAGGUUUUGCGCGCCUGAUCCAGAGACACCUGUGGACAACGACACGUUUUCUGACAGAGACAGAAUGCAAGACGAUGGUAACACUCCAAAUGUUGUCCCAACUGUCCACCUCCACCCGUACCUGUCUCACCCCCGGAUGUCUGUGCGGAUGUCGGUGUACAGCACCGGGAUCCGUCCGGUCCUCACGCGCGCCUACAUCCAAGGACGCGUGUAUAACUUUCUGGAAAGGCCGUCUGGCUGGAAGUGCUUCGUGUAUCACUUCUCAGUGUUUCUCAUAGUUCUGGCCUGUCUGAUCCUCAGCGUUCUGUCUACCAUCGACCAGUACCAGGCCCUGGCUCACACAACACUCUUCUGGGUGGAGAUCGUCCUUGUGGUGUUCUUCGGCGUGGAAUAUUUUGUUCGCCUCUGGUCAGCUGGCUGCCGCAGUAAAUAUGUUGGCAUCUGUGGCCGACUGCGCUUUGCCAGGAAGCCAAUAUCUAUUAUAGAUCUGAUUGUAGUUGUUGCCUCAAUAGUUGUGCUGUCAGUGGGCUCCAAAGGACAGGUGUUUGCCACCUCUGCUGUAAGAGGGAUUCGCUUCCUGCAGAUCCUGCGAAUGCUCCACGUGGACCGGCAGGGAGGAACCUGGCGUCUCCUCGGCUCCGUCGUCUUCAUCCAUCGGCAGGAGCUGAUCACUACGUUAUACAUUGGCUUUCUGAGCCUGAUCUUCUCCUCGUACUUUGUCUACCUGGCAGAGAAAGAUGCAGUGGACAGCAGCGGCUCCACCGAGUUUGGAAACUAUGCUGAUGCCCUUUGGUGGGGAGUGGUGACAGUGACUACCAUUGGUUAUGGAGACAAAGUGCCACAAACCUGGAUUGGAAAGACCAUUGCAUCCUGUUUCUCAGUCUUUGCUAUUUCCUUCUUCGCACUGCCUGCGGGAAUCUUGGGCUCAGGCUUCGCCCUGAAGGUGCAGCAGAAGCAAAGACAAAAACACUUCAACAGACAGAUCCCUGCAGCUGCCUGUCUCAUUCAGACAUCAUGGAGAUGUUUUGCGGUGGAGAACUUUGAUUCUGUCACAUUCAAGAUGUUUUUGAGAAAGAAAUCCAAAAUCCCCGCCUCCUCUCUGUCCAGCCCCAAGCCCAAGAAAUCGGUGAAGAUAAGGAGGAAGUUCAAGAGCUCUGAGAAGGACAACGGUCCAACUUCUCCCACAAUUCCCAGCAUCACCUACGAGUCUGUGUUUGACAGCGGGAGGGAGCUGAGUUCGGACGUCUACAGCACCGUGGGCACAGAUUGCCAACAGUCCUGGACGUCUUUGUCUUCCCUUCAGUUCAGCUCACCGCCUCCAGUGAAAAGAAGCCCCGGCCUUUUGGACGUCCAGUCCCCCGGCCCCCUCCAGAGGAACUGCAGCUUUGCGGAUGACCUGGAGCUGGAGCCGGAGCGAUACAACGAGCUGGCUCCCGUCACCUCAGUGUCACAAUUGACCGAGUCGCACCGAAAAGCCAUCCGGGUGAUCCAGAGAAUGCGUUAUUUUGUGGCCAAGAGAAAUUUCCAGCAAGCUCGUAAACCAUAUGAUGUGCGCGACGUCAUUGAGCAAUACUCCCAGGGUCACCUCAACCUCAUGGUGCGAAUCAAGGAGCUGCAGAGAAGACUGGACCAGUCUGUAGGGAAGAUAACUCUGUUCCAGUCGGGCUCCGACCGAGCCAAAGACAAAGGCACCAACUCUAUCGGAUCCAGACUCAACAGGAUGGAGGACAAGAUAACGCACAUGGAUCAGACGCUAAACCGCAUCGCAGAGUCCCUCACCUCUCUGCUAGACCAGAGAGAUGUUGGUGAGGGCGAAGCUGGAGACCGGCCGAGGCCACGGCUUGGAAGGACCUGUAAUGUCCUCCCCAGCCAGGACAGCCUGCCAAGCUACGACCAGCUGUCUUCAUCACCUUCAUCCUUCUCCUCCAACACUGCCAACACCGCAGCCGGCCCCAAGCGUCCCCUCAGCAGCACCGCCAGUCAGGAUGAGAGCUGCUGAAACCUGGAACCAAACAGCCUCAACAUUUUUCUCUUUUUGGUAUAAUUCAUAAAGCGUAUUCAGAUCAAAUGCAGUUUUUACUCUGUCCGUCUGACCGCCUGCCCGCUUGCUGGUCAAAAAUGAGUUAAAGGAUAUCCUUUGAAGGUGCAGUGUGUAGGAUUUGGUGGCAUCUGGCGGUGAGGUUGCAGCAGCAGCGUAAAUAUCGACGGUGCAAACCGGUGCGGCACACCGGGGCACAUAAGCUGUCAGGGGCCCAAAUAUCACCUUCCUACACUGUGUCCACACUGAAUCCGUUAUAUGCACCUCUAUUACGUCAUGUAAACAAACCACAAAGGCUACCAAUCAGCCUUGCGCUCAAGAUCAGACUGUAACUAUAAAUUAGAGCUAAAAACCAAGCUGAAAUGCAGUAACUAAACUCUGUGUUGGUAAUCUCUGAGCAUUUAUUGCACUCUCUGCCACAGUUGCAGACAAAUAUAAAGCUAAAGCAACAGAACUGUAACAAGAGAAAGCUAACUAGCCAUUGGGAUGGACACAGCUAGUCAAAUUUAUUUGAUUUGAUUUUUUCCUGUUUCCUGUAAGUGAAAAAUAUAAAUUGUGUAGAGCUGACAUUUUGGUACAUAAGUUUGUUAUACUACAUAACUAAAUGAGGCAGAAGCUAAAUCCAUUCAUGAUGAAGGAAAAUCCCCAGCUAGCUAAAAUCCUGCUAGAGCUAACAUAACUACAUUAGUAACUGCACCUGAUUCGACUGUUAUCAGGCCAUUAAAUAGGCGUUAUCAGCCGCUAUAAGCACCAUAGAUGAG
Sebastes umbrosus (honeycomb rockfish) is the source of this 4155-nucleotide messenger RNA. It is a transcript of the gene kcnq1.1, whose product is annotated as potassium voltage-gated channel, KQT-like subfamily, member 1.1. Gene Ontology annotation, cellular component: membrane. Gene Ontology annotation, biological process: transmembrane transport; potassium ion transport. NCBI's taxonomy places the organism in Eukaryota, Metazoa, Chordata, Actinopteri, Perciformes, Sebastidae. Gene Ontology annotation, molecular function: voltage-gated potassium channel activity. The transcript is spliced from 17 exons. Bases 1286 to 3355 code for a protein of 689 amino acids. The record is from RefSeq and is a predicted model, not a curated record.